This is a messenger RNA of Microthlaspi erraticum, 660 nucleotides long. Lineage: Eukaryota; Viridiplantae; Streptophyta; Magnoliopsida; Brassicales; Brassicaceae. The record is from the annotation of a GenBank genome assembly.
AUGGCGUCGAAUUCGGAUCUGGGAUCGGAGGAAUUCGAAACCUUCUCCUCGACAUCGGACGUCGAGCUCUUGAAGAGGGCGUGGCGUAACGAGAAGGCGGCGCCUGAGAUUCUUCAGUACGAAGGCGCUCUUGUCGAAAGAGCCAAAGGCCAGAUCGAAUUGGUGGAAGCAAAUAUUGAAGAUUAUGUGGAAGAUGGCACGGACCCUCUGAUUGUGUCACUUUAUCAGAUGGAUUUGGAUAGAACCCAGUUUCUACUGAGAUCAUAUCUUAGAGUUAGGCUUCUCAAGAUAGAGAAGUUCAUGUUCCACAACCUAAAGUCAGAAGAAGCUGAAAGCCGGCUUUCUGAGCAAGAGAAGGUGUUUGCUAAGAGGUGUGCUGAUGAUUUGGCAAAGCAUUUCGAAGAGAGUGUACUCCUUAAGUUGCCAGAGAACUAUCAGUCUGUUCUCAAGCAAUCCCUUAUAAGUGAAACCGAUGACAUGGUGCCGGAGCCGCAUUUGGAUACCUUUGUUGUUUGUAAAAGCAACGACUUUGUCUCCCUCAAUCUAUACGAAGAAGGAGAGAGUCCUGAAACUGUGGAGAUGGAGCGUGGUGAUCUCUACUUCAUACGUUACAAGAUUGUUAAAGGAGCAAUUGAAUCUGGGAAAAUUGACUUGAUCUGA